GACUGGAUCCGCUCGUGGCUCCCUCCUCAGUCCGCUUUCCCGCCGGCCGGUCGUGAGGCGGCUCCCGGAGCGAUGGCAGCGCGGGGGUCCCGGCCCGCGGUCCUGCGCCUCCUGCUCCUUGUCCCGCUGGUCUCCGGGCGCCGGGGUCCGGGCAGCGCGCCCGGAGGAUUAGCUGAACCGUUCUUUAUUGCAAAACAUGAAGAUAGCUUGUUUAAGGAUUUAUUCCAAGACUAUGAAAGAUGGGUUCGUCCUGUGGAACACCUGAAUGACAAAAUAAGAAUAAAGUUUGGCCUUGCAAUAUCUCAGCUGGUGGACGUGGAUGAGAAAAAUCAGUUAAUGACAACAAAUGUCUGGCUGAAACAGGAAUGGAGAGAUGUAAAGCUCAGGUGGGACCCCGACGACUACGGAGGGAUCAGAGUCAUACGAGUCCCUUCAGACUCUCUCUGGACCCCAGACAUCGUGUUGUUUGAUAACGCAGAUGGGCGUUUUGAAGGGGCCAGCACGAAAACCGUUGUCAGGUAUGAUGGCACCGUUACCUGGACCCCACCAGCAAACUACAAAAGUUCCUGUACCAUAGACGUCACAUUUUUCCCAUUCGAUCUCCAGAACUGUUCCAUGAAGUUUGGUUCUUGGACUUAUGAUGGAUCACAGGUGGACAUAAUUCUAGAAGACCAAGAGGUAGACAAGAGGGAUUUUUUUGAUAAUGGAGAAUGGGAGAUUGUAAGUGCAACGGGAAGCAAAGGGAACAGAACCGACAGCUGUUGCUGGUACCCGUAUGUCACUUACUCGUUUGUGAUUAAGCGUCUGCCUCUCUUUUAUACCUUGUUCCUCAUUAUCCCCUGUAUUGGGCUCUCGUUUUUAACUGUACUUGUCUUCUAUCUUCCUUCAAAUGAAGGUGAGAAGAUUUGCCUCUGCACUUCAGUACUUGUCUCUCUGACUGUCUUCCUUCUGGUUAUUGAAGAGAUCAUACCCUCCUCUUCAAAAGUAAUACCUCUGAUUGGGGAGUAUCUGGUGUUUACCAUGAUUUUUGUGACUCUGUCAAUUAUGGUGACGGUCUUUGCCAUCAAUAUUCAUCAUCGUUCUCCCUCAACACACACUGCUAUGGCUCCGUGGGUCCGCAAGAUAUUUCUCCACAAGCUUCCAAAACUGCUCUGCAUGAGAAGUCACGUAGAUAGGUACUUCACCCAGAAGGAGGAAACCGAGAGGAGUAUUGGACCAAAAUCUUCCAGAAACACAUUGGAAGCUGCACUUGAUUCUAUUCGAUAUAUUACAAGACAUGUCAUGAAGGAGAAUGAUGUCCGUGAGGUUGUUGAAGAUUGGAAGUUCAUAGCCCAGGUUCUGGAUCGGCUAUUUCUGUGGACUUUUCUUCUGGUUUCAGUUGUUGGCUCUCUUGGGCUUUUUGUUCCUGUGAUUUAUAAAUGGGCAAAUAUAACAAUUCCUGUUCAAAUUGGAAAUGCAAUUAAGUGAUGCUUCCCUAGGAGUUGUGGUAGGAAUUCAGAUACCAAAAGGCAUGUACACCUUAUGGGCACCUGUAGACUUCUGAAAAUGUCAAUCGAGUUUCAAAUUUCAUGCAAGCUUUAACAGAAUAACAGUUGCUCAUAUCAUUUUACCUUAAUAGAUGGCCCAUCUGCAUGAGUAAAGUAAUAACUAACUGAGUACCAUUUGGUCUUCUAAAAAUAGCAGGAAAAUAUUAUCUGACCUAUACUAGUAAAACUCUAAUGUUUUUAUCCUGGCUAAUAAUACUUUGUAAUUUGUAAUAUUUGUAAUCAACAGUGAAGUUCAUAUUUUAAUGCACUGGAAAAUUCCUGUCAUUUUUGAAGAUGGACUUCAAAACUUUUCCUGCAUUUGGUAAAGGUACACAUUUUUAAAUUCUUUCUGUCCCACAUCUACUGGGGAACAUUCAGUCUGUAGUACAAUAUUAUACUGCUACAUUAGGUAAGCUGACUACUUAGUAUGAUAAUGAUUGACCUGAUGCUGAUUUCUAUAACCAAAAUU
Molecule: messenger RNA, 1995 nt
Organism: Phyllostomus discolor (pale spear-nosed bat)
Lineage: Eukaryota; Metazoa; Chordata; Mammalia; Chiroptera; Phyllostomidae
Gene: CHRNA5
Product: cholinergic receptor nicotinic alpha 5 subunit
Exons: 6
Coding region: 73-1467 (464 amino acids)
Biological process (GO): signal transduction; chemical synaptic transmission; nervous system process
Cellular component (GO): neuron projection; postsynaptic membrane; synapse
Molecular function (GO): transmembrane signaling receptor activity; acetylcholine-gated monoatomic cation-selective channel activity
Source: RefSeq, a predicted model, not a curated record